AUGCUCGAACGCGUUCAGGCGAAAGAUUUGAGAAACGAUUCCAGUGUAUAUCAGCAUGCACGAUCGAAGGCUAGGUUGGAAUCUCGCAGUGGCAAAGGAGCGUUUGUGUCCGCCGCACCGCUUCCACACCGCGUCGGGCCUUGCGGUACUUUGAACAACCUGCGUCAGGGUCAGUACGUCCAAGUUAUUGCGCUUCGUACUCCUGCAGUUGAGGAGCCCGCGAGAAACCUGAGUUUGAGGAACUCGAAGCGAAGACGCGAGAGCGAAGCGACCUCGGAAGCGUCUAUACCCCACUGGCCAGCUGCGUGCACCUGCAUGGCCUGGUCGGACGGAAGGCUUAUUGUCUAUGCACAUGAUCGUGUGCCUUCUGUUGAAGGCAACGGGGAUGGGGCUAGCCUGUCCGAAAGCCCUGGAUGCAUCUUAGUGGGAAAGUGGCGAGACGAUCCGUCGCUGUCGCCGGAUCUCUCGCUAGCGGCAAUGAAUCAGCUUGGUGCGGGGCCGUUUUUAGGAAGGAUCACGGCGCUGCAGUGUUCUUUUGACGAGUCGAACGAGUUUGAGCCCGCGAAACGGCAGCGCAGUCAUGUCGUAGACCCAAGUCCUGCAGCCAACGCGGAGCAGCUGAAUCGCUUUCCCGCCGCCCCGGAGCAAGGAUACCCGCAAGCGCGUACGAGGCUCUUGAUCGUCGUCGGCUACGAGAGCGGUGCCCUGCGUCUCUUCACUGUUGAUAUCAGUCGAUGCGUAGAUUUGAACGCUUCCCAGCGUCGUCAAACGAAGACAGGAAGCGAGAUCGACUUGGCGCUAACACUUGAACUUUGUGACGUCUGCCGCUUGCCAGGCCGGAUCGAAUCCUUGGUGGUAUCGGCACAUUCCCCGCGACAGGAGGAAUAUUUGCGAGGCGGUUGCCUCCAGCAUGUAUACGCGGUAUGUCGCGACAGCGACCCGAUUGUUUGGGCAUUGCAAGUGCGACGCUCCUCAGACAGAACUGUGGAUGGCCAGUGCAAUGCCGUCUAUUGCUGGAGUGAUACACAGCACCAUCGAAGGUUGCGCAUCAUGCACACACGCGGAACUUCAUUGCAGGCCUUGGCGAUUUCCCCCACAGAUCGCUACCUUGCUGUCGCUGCGGGUGAGUGCCUUAGCGCUUACGAGCUUCCGCGAUGGUGUGCGGACGCACGGGAGCCCGGUGCGUCCCGGGACGUAGAAGUUGAGCGAAUAUGGCGCUUCACGGGGCACUCGAGUACCAUAUGCUGUCUUGCAUUCGCAGGACCUGUGCUGCUGGCGAGUGCAGCGCUCGGCGAUACUCUGAUUUCACUCUGGAGACUGGAUCAAGAGAAUAGUUCGGCUCUUCACUCAGAAAAUGCCAAUUUUAUCGAGAGCCCGCCCUGGCGUUCUGUGCUCUGCCAUGCGGUGAACAGUGCGCCUGCAUCAGUCGUCCAGCUGGUGGCUGCGGAGCACUCGCCAGAGGCGCGCUUGCCAUCGAUGAAGCGUGCUGCCGACACUUCCCGCACGACGAACGGUAUCUGCUCGUCGGGUACAGCGACGGACCACGCCCUGGAUGAGCACCCAGUUGGUCGAGAUGCGGUAUCUCCUAGAGCGUCAAACGCCGCCGAUGCGGACUCUGCUCGCAUUGCGAUGGAUGCCAGCCCCGAAACGUUUCUGCUGGCCGUGCUCGGGGACGGCAGUGCACAGCUAUUCGGGGUGAAAGAGCGCCUAUCAACACCUGGCCAGGUGUCGGCGAUGAAAGCUGGCGAGAAGCGCUCGACUGUGCUCCAUCCGCUGUUGAUAUUGCAGCCACAGGAGCCUUGCUUUAGUGGUGCUUCAGUUAUGCGCUGGGUGAACAAUGCCGGCGAGCAGCAGCUUGGCUUUGCCUUGUUUUACGGAAGCCUUCAGCAACCAAAAAUUGUGUUUGUGCCGCGGAAGCUGUGGUCGCAGGACGCGCCGACAAUGAACGGUAGCGAGAGCGGUGCGGCGCCCGUCAUCAGUCUCCAAAACGAUGCGCUAUCAAAAGUCGAGCACCAGCGAUCGUCGAACGUCGCACGUGCGAACAGCAACCCGAUCUCAUCCGACAGUGUGCAUACCAACGAAAAUACUCCGGUCUUGAACGGGGCUCGAGCGAAUCACUCGGGUGGCAUCCUGGGGUACGCGCAGCUGCCCGUUGAAGCAUCGGCACCUUCGGAUUCAGAGCGAAAGAAACACGCGCUGGAUACGCAAACCAUGCCGCCGAGCCUGUCGCUGACUUCCAGCGUCGUCGCAGAUGGUGCGGAUGGCGUAUGCACCAGUAUACAGCGGAUUCCUGGGAAUGACGAGCACGGAGCGGCAGCGAAUGUUGGCAUGAAGCUGAACGCUGUUGAGGCGGCAUCGCACCAGAAAACCGCGCUCUUGCCAGAGCCCGUAGAUCCAGCAGCGUCUUCUGCGAACAUUAUGGCUGGGAACGAGCUCUUAUCGCUAGCCGAGCAACUUUCGUAUGUGCAGCAGCAGGCGAGUGUUGCAUCGGCACCCGAGCUGUUCAACAAGAGUUCCGGAGAGCGCCCGCUGGCAGUGGACACCGUCGCAACCUUGAUUGUUCAAGCGUUGGAUGCAAACGAUAACCAGUUGUUGGACAGGGCACUCGCUGCAGUCCAGACCGCAGCUGGCGCAUCUCGCACUGUGCGGAAACUGCCCGCGCGCGCGAUCCUCUCGUUACUUGGAGCGUUGGUGGCGCGUUUUUGUUCACAUUCUGUUCGUGCACCGGCAUUAUCAUUGUGGAUUCGAGCAGUUAUUCGAUGUCACGCUCCUUUUUUGCUCAGUCAGCGUGAUGCUCGCUUGCCGCAGCACGGUGCGAAUUUGCAAUCUGUUCGCGAGGCGAUGGUCGCGCUGUAUUACGCCAUUGAGGAGCAGCGUCGCCUGCGGGAGGCACUCGUCCGCCUCGAAGGCCGCCUCGAGCUUAUCAUGGCAUUUGCGCAGUCGGUAUCAUUCUCUGGGCAGCCGCAGCCGCAGCAACCAGUCUCCAAGUUGCGAAGGAUCAUUCGGGAGCGACCAGUUCACGUACAGGCGCAGACAGCAGAUGAAGAGGUAGCCUCCGUGGCCGACACGACCUCCAGUACGUCCACAACGAGCUCAUCUUCACCGGAUGCGAGCGAUUCGAGCGGAAAUUCAAGCUCCGAAGAAUCCAGCGCUCUAUAG
Molecule: messenger RNA, 3159 nt
Organism: Cyanidioschyzon merolae strain 10D
Lineage: Eukaryota; Rhodophyta; Bangiophyceae; Cyanidiales; Cyanidiaceae
Exons: 1
Coding region: 1-3159 (1052 amino acids)
Biological process (GO): maturation of SSU-rRNA from tricistronic rRNA transcript (SSU-rRNA, 5.8S rRNA, LSU-rRNA)
Cellular component (GO): nucleolus
Molecular function (GO): protein binding
Source: RefSeq, a predicted model, not a curated record